Micropterus dolomieu (smallmouth bass) is the source of this 1345-nucleotide messenger RNA. Its product is annotated as cornifelin homolog. The coding region runs from base 169 to 672 and encodes 167 amino acids. The transcript is spliced from 4 exons. The record is from RefSeq and is a predicted model, not a curated record. Lineage: Eukaryota; Metazoa; Chordata; Actinopteri; Centrarchiformes; Centrarchidae.
UGAACACAUUGCAUCUCUGAGCGCUCUAUCCUAUGCAAACCACACAUGUAAAUCUGCCGAGGUUAAAUCAUGCCUUGAAGUAUUAAAUGCCAGCUUUUGCUCCGUGUGAUCAAACCAGUGUCCACGCAGAGGUGUCAACAUCAGGCCUUCCUUAUUUGAGUGAACACCAUGGCAACAAAUGUGUUCAUCAACAAUAAUCAGCCUCAGGCUCCGAUUUUGAUCGCUGCCCAGUCUAACCAGUGGAGCACAGGCAUAUGGGGCUGCUUCGAUGAUUUAAGUGUCUGUUGCUUUGCCUCCUGGUGCUUCCCUUGGUUUGCAUGCAGCACUGCCUCUGAAUUUGGAGAGUGUUUCUGUCUCCCCCUGCUGGAUGUGAUUAUCCCAUCAUGCACUCCACCUGUUUCCAUGUCCAUGAGGGUUGCAGUGCGUCACCGCUACAAAAUCCAGGGAGAUAUGACAGGUGACUGUUUGUACUCCACUAUCUGCAACACCUGCUCCUGGUGCCAGAUUGCCAGAGAAAUCAAGCGACGUAGCCAGGUGCUCACUGUCAUCCCUGCCCAGCCUGUACAGCUGGGUGCCCAACAAUACAUGAUGACCACCCAGAUGGGGGUCGUCACUUCUCAGCCAGUUAUUUCAGCUGCUCCUCAGGGUAUCGUGACCAACGCGGUCAUGUGACUCCUGGUUCUCCAAAAAUCCUGCUGAUUUAUUUUUACUUCUUUAGAGUGUUAUCAGGCAGUCUGUACAGUACAACACAUAUAGCCCCAAACAUAACAUCUAAUCUGGAAAACCAGUCCUAAAUGGCCCAGAAUUCUCAAAGUAAUGCGUGUUUGUGUCUACAUUUAGACUUUAGAUGCAAAAGAAUUUUAUCAACUUUCCUAAUCCAGGAAUAUCAUCCUAUCUUCUCCAGCACAUGACAUCUGCAGAGCUGCCCUAACCUGCUAGGAUUUGGCAGCAUGUGGCAAAAGAUGAGACAAACAUACACACACAUUCCAUUACGUAGGUAAUUAUAGAAUGUUAACCUGAUUUAAGAUUUUGAUUGAUUUUAAACUUCAGUGACACCAUAGACAAAACUCAAUUGGAAGUACAAAAAGACAUAAACUGCAGCAAUAGGGCAUCUUUUGCAACUCAAAGCUUUCUUUUUUUUCUUUAAAUGAAAUUGGUAACAGAUAAGGACAGACUCAAAAUAAUACUUACUAGCAUACUGUACAAUGUAUGCCUUUAUAUGGGUGUAUGUAGCUUGUUUUAAAUACAUGAUGCAAUGCUUGUGAUUUGUUUCUCUUUACCUGCCUCAGAUUGUCUCACAGCCUUUGGAAUGUAUGUAUGGCGUGUCAUAAAUAAUUUGACUUCA